CGACCCGCGUUGGACCCCAUGGCCGACCCCAGACCCAAGAAAGCCAAGAUCUGUCUCUGCAUGUUUCUAUGUCUUCUGGCGGCGGGGGUCAUCGCGGUGGUGGUCGGAAUCCGGAUGCGGCGCCACUCGUCCCAGCUCAUGAAGUGGAACGGGACGGGCAGCACUGCCCAUUUUCAAGAAAUCGUCCUGGAGCGAUGCUACAACUACACGCAGCUGGUGCAGCCGGCGCUCAGAGAUAGAGACUGCCAAAAGAUCAGGGAGGCAUUCAGGAAUGCAUUUAUCUCUAAGGACCCCUGCAGUGCGACAGAGGAAGACUACCACCCACUGAUGAAACUGGUGAAUCAAACUGUGCCUUGUGACAAGACAGUCUUUUGGAGCAAAACAAAGAAGUUGGCGCAUCAGUACACGAAGGUCCAGCGAGAGAUGUUCACCCUGGAAGACACACUGCUGGGUUACAUUGCGGAUGACCUUAGCUGGUGCGGAGAUGCAGGCUCUCAUGAAAUGAACUAUCAGUCUUGUCCACACUGGAAGAAAGACUGCAGCAACAACUUUGUUUCUGUAUUCUGGGGCUUGCUGUCCAAAAGGUUUGCAGCAAAUGCCUGUGGUGUGGUCCAGGUGGUGCUCAAUGGAUCCAUCAGUAACGCCUUUGAUGGAAAGAGCACUUUUGGACGCGUGGAAGUCCAUAACUUGAAUCCAAUGAAGGUUCAUACGCUACAGGCUUGGGUGAUCCAUGACCUUGGAAAAUUUCCCAGUGAUUCAUGCUCCGGUUCCUCCAUAAAUGAUCUGAGUUGGAUUAUGAAGCAAAGGAAUAUCAAAUUUACUUGCCAGGAUAACUACAGCUCUGUCAAGUUUCUUCAGUGUGUGAAAAAGCCUGAGGAUUCAUCUUGCAGAUGAGCCAGUCUGCGUGGCUGAGGCCGUGCAGUAUACAUCAACAUGCACGACUCAGGAGACACGCUGGUGGAAAGCUGAGGAUGCGGGGGAAUUCUCUGUCAUAAUAUCAAUACCGGAGAUGGGAGCCUUUUCCUCUAAAGUCUUAAAAUAACUUAUGUUAUUGGCAUAGUUUUUAUUUCGAUCUCCUAAUAGUCAAGAAAAAUUAAUUAUUGUAUAAAAUUAGAGUGGAAAUUUUAUAUUAUUUCAUUUUAAUUUUCAUAUGAUGCUUUAUGUUAUUAAUAUGUUGGUAACAUCCUUUCCAUUGAAGAAUGACCACUCCAAGCCUCUUAUUGGCAGGUCAAGAAAAGUAAAUGCCCAGACUUUUCAGAAAAGGUUACAUUUCCAAAUGAAUGACCUUGUCUCAGGAUAUAUUUUUGUACCCUUCCUACAGAUAAACUAUAAAUGCCAUGGUUAUGGGUCAUGUUGGGAAAAAUAUUCUGUAGGAUAUAAGCUACCCAGGUGCUUGGUGCUUUACCUCUAAUCCUUCCAAUAACCCUAUGAGGUUGAUAGUAUUAUCCCCCAUUUGUCAAAUGAGAAAAAGGAAGUUCAGAGAGUUUAUAUACUUUUCCCAAAAUCAUACAUUUAGUUCAAGGUGGAGAAUGAAUUUGAACUCAGCUUUAUUCAACUCCAAAAUUCAUGUGCUCUCUCUUUCUAGACUGAUAAAACCAGAUGGACAGUGCUUAUGUUCUCUUCCAAUAAAUGCAUGUUGGAUUAAAUUAAAUACAAUAGAAUCUGAAAUGUGA
Balaenoptera musculus (blue whale) is the source of this 1673-nucleotide messenger RNA. RefSeq names its product CD38 molecule (gene CD38). Gene Ontology annotation, cellular component: plasma membrane. Bases 19 to 894 code for a protein of 291 amino acids. The record is from RefSeq and is a predicted model, not a curated record. The transcript has 8 exons. Gene Ontology annotation, molecular function: NAD+ nucleosidase activity; phosphorus-oxygen lyase activity. Lineage: Eukaryota; Metazoa; Chordata; Mammalia; Artiodactyla; Balaenopteridae. Gene Ontology annotation, biological process: positive regulation of B cell proliferation.